Messenger RNA from Drosophila melanogaster (fruit fly), 552 nucleotides. RefSeq lists its product as uncharacterized. The transcript has 2 exons. The record is from RefSeq and is marked reviewed. Lineage: Eukaryota; Metazoa; Arthropoda; Insecta; Diptera; Drosophilidae. The coding region runs from base 92 to 358 and encodes 88 amino acids.
CAGUAGUACCGUUCGACGUACCUUUGUCACAUUUUUUCGGAACUCUAUAAUAGGCAUUAUAAAUUAAAACCAAAAUAUACCUAGUAAACAAAUGAGCAGCGUUGGCGAGGAUUGCAACGAGCUGAAGCAGCAGUACGAUGCCUGUUUCAACAGCUGGUUUUCUGAACGCUUCCUAAAAGGUCAAAUGGAUGACUCAGCGUGUGCUCCGAUUUUCCGGGUUUAUCAGGAAUGCGUCAAGCGCGCUAUUAAGGAGAAGAAGAUCGAUUUGCAAGAGAUAGAUCCGAUCUUCGAAACCGGGCUUGAGGAGAAUAAUGCGAAUAGAUCUGAUGCAAAACAGCAGCAGGCGGGCGAAAGCUGACCCCGUAAGCUGCUCCAUAUAGCCAUCCUAAUCCUCGCCAGCGUUAAUUGGUGGCUGCACGCGCUACAAAAUACUUGUAAAGAGAAACAUUUCGUAGUACUUUGACUGUUAAUAGUAUCAUCAUGAAACAUGGACAACUGAUUUCGUUAUAACCAGAGUGCCUUUAUUAAAAUAAAUUAGAUGUUCUUAAAGAA